AUGGACUUUACAGAGCUCUACAGGCACUCCGCAGCGCUCGUCGCAUUCAGUCCAGGCGCACACUUUAUCCUGACCGCCGUUCAGGACAGAGUUAUUGUGCGCAGGACAGACACCUUUCAGAUCACUCGCACUUGGCUUGUUGACCCCGCUCCGUCUCCAACUCAGGCCGCCCUUUUUCCCAGAUCCGGAUCCAAGCAGAAACCUCAGACCACCCAUCUGCCCACUACUUCUUCCGACGCGUGGAUUACUCAUCUAGGAUGGUCCUGUGACUCUGAAUAUAUCCUCGCUGCCUGCGCAAAACGAGGCGUCGUUCACCUCCUGAAGCUACGAGACGAGGAAUGGACAGGCCGAAUCGACUCAGGAGCUGAAGGUCUGGUGAAGGCUGAAUGGGCACCAGAUGGACGCACAGUGGUCUGUUUCUCUGACUGGGGUUUAAGGGUGACACUGUGGUCAAUAGUGACCGGAACGGCGACUUAUAUCCAAUUCCCUAUCCAUCCGGAUAAAGGAUAUGCUUUUCGCUCUGAUGGCCACUAUUUUGUCCUUGCCGAGAGACACAAAUCAAAGGACACCUUCGGUGUCUACAAUGCGUCGGAGGGUUACCAACUUGUUCGACACUUCCCUCUACCUACGUCAUCAUUAGCGUCUUUUUCUCUCUCUCCCACAGGAAGUCAUGUUGCCGUCUGGGAAGGGGUUAUGGAGUACAAGUUACAUGUGUUAAGUCUCGCCGGGGAUCAUUUAACAACAUACACCCCUCAGUUAGACCCAGGAUUCGGCAUUCGUCAUGUGGCGUGGCAUCCAGGUGGAAUGUUUCUCGCUGUGGCUGGUUGGGAUGACAAAAUUCACAUCUUAGAUAGUCUGAGUUGGUCAGAGGUCGCGACAUUCGAGAUGCCGACUCGUCUAACAUCGCAUGUCAACAUUUGGCGAGAGCCAGCGAAAUGGUUAGAAGCUACAGAAGGUCGCGGAUUUUUAUCCUAUGAUCGAUUGCAACCUCCUCAUAUUCUGAGUCCAAUUCGUGCCGACAUAACGAAGCCAAAUCCCAAAAGUGGAGUCUGCCAACUGGAUUGGAACCUCACUGGCAGUUUCCUGCUGGUUCGCUUCGAGAAUUUACCGACGGCAGUCUACAUCUAUAACUUCCCUUCACCUGGUGAAACUUCGAUGCCGAAGUUAAGGACAGUCUUGCUGCACACGCAGCCAGUUCUGCGCGCGAAAUGGAACCCUGCACGGAAAGGUCACUUAGCCCUCUGCUGUGGGUUGCAAAGUGUUUACACCUGGAGCGAUGAAUGGAUCGGAGAGUUGGGAGAACCAGAGGAGAUGGCUGAAUGCAUUGGCGUACCUGCGAAAAAAUUCGAAACGAAGGACUUUUCCUGGGCUCCUGAUGGAAAAGGUUUUAUUCUUCUCAGUAAAGAACAAUUUUGUUGUGCUUUCGAAGUUGUCGAGGAGGAUGAGGAAAUAUGA
This is a messenger RNA of Cyclocybe aegerita, 1455 nucleotides long. Lineage: Eukaryota; Fungi; Basidiomycota; Agaricomycetes; Agaricales; Hemipholiotaceae. The record is from the annotation of a GenBank genome assembly.